GUGGCAACGCCCAGUUCUGCAGAGAAGGUAAAAAUAAUGGUAAAGUGAAUUUAGCCAUUUUAAAGAAUAUGCCAAGUCGACAUUGCCGCGCUUGCGGCAAGUUUAUCUUCUGCAAGAAUCCGCGUAACCUCUUCAACGAACCGGACUGCAUACAUCUCCACCAGAUCGAAGCCCUAACGGGACUUUAUCUGCUGGAGGGUUCCGAGUUCAAUUUCCCCGUCUGCAUCUGCGGACCGUGCGAGGUGUCGCUGCGGGAGGCCAUACGCUUCCGGGAAAGGAUAAUUCAAACCCAGAAGGCCCUGCAAAGCGGUAGAAGGGUUUUGAUAGAUGGCCUCAAUGUGAAUGAAGUGCAAGGAGAAGGUGAGCAGCUGCAGAAGGACACGGUCGAGCAGCAACAAGUGGAGGUGGACCAGGAGGAGGUGCUUAUCCUAGAAGAAGUCACACAAUAUGAGGUUAUAGAAGAGCAAAUAUUCGACGAGGUAGACAAACUACCUCAAGAGGAGGCGGAAGUGGAGGUUUUCCCGGAGGAGGUUAAGGAGAAGGAAGAGGAGAAAGCGAAGGAAGUCGAGAAAUCGGACCCUCCCAAAACCCUUCGUCAUCCCUACACAUCCGUGACCUUUGUGGACAAUAGCGAUGCCCGCCACCAGCCCCGCGUUCAAUGGGACAAGCUUACCGAGGAGGAAGUUGUCGCUUUGAAGCGAGAGCGCCGCAAGAGAGACUGCAUUUGUGAGCAGUGCGGUCGGCACUUCUCCUGCCCCAGCAACUUCAAGGUGCACCUGUUGCGGCACACGGGCCUGAAGAGUUUUGCCUGCUCCGAAUGCCCGCAGAAGUUCUACACCGCCCAUCUGUUGAGACGGCACCAGGACAUGCAUUCUGGCGAGCGUCCGUAUCCCUGCCAGUUUUGCGAGAUGACGUUCGCCAAUACCAGCGUGCGAACCCGACACGAACGCAUUCGUCAUACAAAUAUCAAGCCCUUCAAGUGCACCGAAUGUGAUAAAUGCUUCGCCAUGAGCGGCAAACUCCGGGAGCACAUGCUCACGCACACGGGAGAGCGAGCUUUUCACUGCGAGCCCUGCAAAGCCUCGUUCGUUCGACGCUCGCAUCUCUUGGCCCACCUUCGUACCAAGGGUCAUGCCCAGAAUGCAAGUGUACAGGAGGUGGCAUCUAAGGCAAUUGAUCUCGACGUGGAGACGGUGCUAACGUCGUGUAUAGAUCAGACCUAGUCCUUUCAUAUACGGAAAUAGGGUUCCGAAUGUAUAUUUUAAGUACUAUAUUUAUACCCUUACAGAGUAUUUUAA
This is a messenger RNA of Drosophila serrata, 1298 nucleotides long. RefSeq lists its product as uncharacterized. The record is from RefSeq and is a predicted model, not a curated record. Gene Ontology annotation, molecular function: zinc ion binding. Lineage: Eukaryota; Metazoa; Arthropoda; Insecta; Diptera; Drosophilidae. Gene Ontology annotation, cellular component: nucleus. Gene Ontology annotation, biological process: regulation of gene expression.